This is a messenger RNA of Gigantopelta aegis, 629 nucleotides long. RefSeq lists its product as uncharacterized. The transcript has 5 exons. Lineage: Eukaryota; Metazoa; Mollusca; Gastropoda; Neomphalida; Peltospiridae. The record is from RefSeq and is a predicted model, not a curated record. Bases 131 to 469 code for a protein of 112 amino acids.
AAAAAAACUCCCUUUGUUCGGGGCAUGCGUCAUUGUUGACGACACUCUGAGAAAGGUGUGUUGGUAUAUAAAACAAAGAAAGGUCAUCUUGGUUAUUUAAAACUAAAGGACUAACAGGUCAAUCAGCAUCAUGAAGAUCGAGAUUAUUUUGCUAUGUGCAUGCGUUGUGAUGACGUCGGCCACAUACAUUUAUCAUGACAGAUAUCCCAUAGAUCAAUAUCAACAGCACUAUAACCAAUUCCCAGUCUCCAUUGGUGAUGGAUAUAUAUUCCCUUACAAUCGUGGAGGAAACACCGGUCGUCGCUACAAACGGGGAAUUUAUAAUUUUCAAUACAACCGACUGAGACACCAGAUCAAAGACAACGGUUUGGGUCAUUGGGCAGCGCAGGGAUUCAGCACGUACGGGACCAGUAAUUUUGGCAGACUGGGAAAUUUGGCUGCUACACUAUCCAGUGGAAGGUAUUGGUAAAGACUCUUUCCGACAUGAACGUCCACCCAUUUAGCUGAGAAGCGCCAAUAUUCUUUGAUUUCCUGAAAUAUCAGAUAUAUACCAUCAGAACCAGCCAUGACCAACGUUGUAAAAUGCAUUUUAUACUGAUUUGUAAAUAAAUUAAUUUAUUGUUUUUUAA